This is a messenger RNA of Amphibalanus amphitrite, 1915 nucleotides long. RefSeq names its product osteoclast-stimulating factor 1-like. Gene Ontology annotation, molecular function: protein binding. The coding region runs from base 83 to 748 and encodes 221 amino acids. The transcript has 6 exons. Gene Ontology annotation, biological process: signal transduction. The record is from RefSeq and is a predicted model, not a curated record. Lineage: Eukaryota; Metazoa; Arthropoda; Thecostraca; Balanomorpha; Balanidae.
UUUUAGUUUAUCUGGUGGUUUUCUUGCUCUUCCUACCCAAGACCUGAGGGUAAUCUUCCACCAAGGAACUCUACUCACCAAGAUGUACUCACCAACAGGUAAUGUGAAAAUGGCACUCCGGGCUGCACCACCACCUCCAAAACUAGCUCCGAAGCCUGGAAGUGUAAAGGUUUAUAGAGCAAUUUACAAGUACACUGCCCAAAGCGAAGAUGAGCUGUCAUUCGAGGCUGGAGACUUGCUGUAUGUGAAGGAGCCUUCCGCCGACCAGGUGUGGUGGACAGCGAGCUGUGGCACCAAAACCGGCCUGGUGCCAUACAAUUAUGUGGAGGAGCGCUCCGAGCCCUUGGAGAGUCCGCUGCACGAGGCGGCCAAGCGGGGCCACCUGAGCUUCCUGCAGGACUGUCUGCGCCACCGGGUGUCGGUGAACGGCCUGGACAAGGCCGGUAACACGGCGCUGCACUGGGCGGCGCGCGGAGGCCACCUGGAGUGCGCUGAGGCGCUGCUGGCCGUCCCCACCGUCUGCGUCAACGUGCAGAACAAACUGGGCGACACGGCGCUCCACCUGGCCGCCUGGCGCGGUCAGGCCGAAAUGGUGUCACUGCUGCUGCGCCACGGGGCCGACCAGAGCGUCUGUAACGGCCAGCAGCAGCGGCCGGCCGACCUGGCGCAGUCGGCCAGCUGCGCGGCGCUGCUCCGACCCAGGUCCUGCACCGACGACGACUACGGAGUCGAGUCCGACUCGGACUGACGCACAGUGUGACCUUUAUCUCGCAAUCGUGGACCAAAUGAGCUUAUCGUUUAUCUUAUGCGGUUCGUGCUAGCUGUGCACAAGCAUGGCGUUGAUGCGACGGAGAUUUAGUAUAGGUUCUGUGAAGGCUCUGCUUUGAGGCCGUGGUGCUAGCGUGACAAGAACUGUACUGCACAUUACAUAAUCAUAUAUUCCAUCUUGUCGUGAUACGAAAGUCGCCUCCUGCUUGCUUCGUGAGUCUUCAAAUAGGCAUGCGCCAUUUAACAACGAAAGUCACGAUAACUAGUCAUCGACUGAGAAAAAAAACACAGGGUUUCUUCCAACUCUUGCCGUUCGGGAGAGUAAAGACACAUCGCUCGCACAUCCGUUAUUCAGCGUCAACACCUUUGUCAACACAUCAUUGAGGUGCAAAUUGAUUUUUGUAGCGAAUCUGAGUUUCACUUGUUCAGAAUUAUUCCUGUUAUCUACAAUAUUGUGCUGAUUUUGUCCUAGCCAGACCGGAUCUCUUUUAUCUCCACCUUUGUUUCACAUAGCGCUGGGCUUUUCCCCAGAAGAAAAGAAGACGUCGCUUGAUGCCACUGUCAGUCAAUUUAUUUUGCAGCAAUCUUUUUUUUUCAAUCUUUUAUAAUCCUAUUGAUCUGAAGUCAGUUUUACCGACAGAAAAAUCGGCGACUGCCGGUAUUUUUACUUAAAGAGCCUCCCACUAGUUUUACCAGCCACGCAAAAAAAAAAAAAAAAACGCCGAUGUGACAGCAUCGGUGAAUUUGGCUCAUACUAAUUGUUCACAGCGGUUUUUUCCCGUGUGGCUGGUAGAAUUCGGGGCGACUUCUAGUCGCAGCCGGUGAUUUUUCAAACUGGGCUCAAGCCAAGAUUCUUGAUUUGGCAAAAAAAAUGCAUGUAUUGUUGCGUUAUCCGGUAUGGUUUUGGCGGUCCAAGAGAUUUGGUUUUCCAAAUUUUAAAUGAUUAUGCGCCCUCAGAUUAUCGGAUGAUGAAUAUGUAUGUGCCUACGAAUCAUUCCAAUUUUUCCAAAUGUCACCGUGCUACGCAUUUUGCUAGUGAUCCCAAGUAAAGUUCAAUGUGAACAUUAUGCCGAACUCUGGAUGCAUUGUGCCUACUGCUCCAAUGAAACGAUAGAUGCAACUGGCUAAUAAAUGAUCUACGUACCUG